AUGGGAGUCUCCAUCGACUGGAUAGAUGUUUUGUUUCCGGUAGCUGCUGAGUUCUCGACUCUUCGAGCUGCCCCAAAUGCUGCUCGCGAUUCGUUGAGGGCGAUACUGCUUCUUACCCUCUUUGCCCUUACCUUUGCAGCAGCUAUGUUAGCUACUGUUUUGCGAGGCGAUUGGGCUAGAAGCCAUGUUACGUCAUUCAUUGCUUGUACGGGUGGUGGAGUGUUCCUCGCUACGUGCAUGUUAGAUCUAUUACCAGACGCCAUUGAAUCAUACGAGAAAUCAGGAUUCAAGUCGAGUUUCCCAGUCGCGGAAGCAGCUGUGGCGGGUGGGCUACUGAUGGUUCUGACGAUUGAACAGGUUGUUCUCGCUGUCCAAGAGCGUGGAUGGAUUAGGUCAGGUCAUCUGCACCUCCACGAUGAAGGAGAAAGCUCUCAUGUCCAAGAUGUAUCUCACUCGGAUGAUAGUGAAGAAGACGCGAAUCCGAUGUUGGGAGCGUGCCUUCUAGUGCUCGCAUUGUCAUUGCAUGCGCUCUUUGAAGGUCUUUCAUUAGCCGUCAUAACUGAUGCUUCUAAAUUGCUGCAGGUACUAAUCGGUGGGCUAGGUGGAAUGGAAAUUAUGUCUAUGAUUUCUGGUGGCGAUCGAUCAACAGCCGCCCUUGUUUCUACUAUACUUCAAGCCAUGCUUUUUUAUUUUAUAGCAUUUUCAGUUGUCGUAUGGGUAUCGAUUCGGUAUUUUGGGAUAUUCCUCUCAUGGUUACUGUCAGUAGUUAUUCGAUGUCCAUUAGAAAUUGGUAGUGUUGGUUGGUGGAGACUCAGCGAUGUGCGAAUUCGUUUACCAAGUGGACUCAACGUCUAUGUUGAUAUAUGCCAGCUUCAACUGUUCUCCGUUUUAGUAAGUAAACCUCUUCUGCUGUCGUUAUCUAAUGUUAAAGUGGAAGGAGAUGCUCAAUCUCUUGCACAAGCUUCACCUACAAGGAGAACUGGUGUGCCUCCUAGGCGCACCGAUUCUAAGCAUUCUUUAUUCUCUCGUGUUACUCAACUAAUUCAGUAUUGUGGAUUGUAUGUUUCUCGAGGACAAGUAGUUCUUUUCGAUGCUCCUCCUGGAUGUAUUUUUCAUGUAACCAUCGAUGAGCUGUUGAUGGAAACGUUUAGAAGCCGUGACGGCUGGCAGCUCGAAACAUCAUGUUCACUGACGCGAGCAAAAGCUAUCCGUCGCCAGAACACGAUGGGUCACUCCCUUUUCGAUCUUGGGCUUCAAUUUAGACUGUCAGUGGAUAUCGCUGGAGGUCGUCUCAAAACCGUUAGCUUUCGUGUCACGGAUCCGACUGUUGAGUUGUCGAGCGGUGUGUUCGACGAACUUGAAGAGCAUGGAGACUCCUUCAAGUUGUCUGGAAAUGCCGUUGACAAUGCGGAAAACUUAGCAAAUGGCAAGGAGCUCUUCUCGAUCGAACAUCUUUCGGAUUUAUGCAUUGAAACCAACAAUUGUCUUUUGAAAUAUAAUAAUUUAUCAGGUGGAGAAAGUCGAAUGUUAACGAUAGCAUUACGAGGACUGUCGGUCACCAAAGAUAGCGGGAAGACUCAAACACGUGUAGUGGGGUUGUCAGUUGAAGAUCAGCGCCAGCGACUAGCUUUACGGACAAGUCUUCUCGUUCUAUCACAUGAGAAACGGGUCACAGGAGUGUUUGUGCAAGUUAUUUCGGAUAGUGUUCAGACUUCUCUUUCUAUGCAGGAUGUCGCAUUUUGGAAACUUCACGUUGAUUCUGUUCUUCCUGUGAUAAGGAAAAUUGUAGGGCAGUCACCACCAGUUGCUCCUUCGACACCACCUCGUAUUCCUGUCACAUUCUCUGUAGAAGUGGCGUCUAUUUUUUGUGAUCUCGUGGAUGCCGAUGCAUUCCAGUCAACUUUAUCUGUGCAAUUUUUGAGUAUCACAAAAGUUUAUAUUGGAGCUGCGCUUGUGCAGCAAAACUUGAAGGAGCCGGACUUGCUCAUUGGGAUUGAUGAUUGUAAGAUCGAAUGGAGCGACAAGCUGGCUAGCCAAUUGAAAAAACUCGCAACUGUAUUUUCUACUAACAAUGCUGGUGCCACUACCGCGUCCGUUACCAGACGUACUCUAAAUGUUAGGCUACAGUUAAAGAGGGCCGCGUUGUUUUCUCUGGCAAAGGAAACAUCGUAUCUUGCUUGGCUAUGCGAUGAAUUAGCGGCAGAAAGUUCUUCGUCGUGUGAUUUAGUGGUGUCGGCGCAGAAGACUCGUUUAGUGUCCGGAGUGAUUCGUGACACCUUCAUCGACCUCGUCGUGCUCUAUAGUGUAAAGAAAUUCGUUCCACCUCCACCAGAAAAGGAUGCUUAUCCACCUUGGCGUUGCUGGAAUCAGUCGGAAAAUGAUGCCACAUUUGUUGAAUCGCAUGCCGGCCCAGUAGCACCAAGAAGAGCUCCAAAACCGACUCAGUACAGAAUGUUAACAAAUCACCCUGUCGAAUUAGUGAUGGAGUUGGCUCGUCAUCACAGGGUGGUAUGGCUUAUCCCGUCGUUAACGUUUGAUUACUCGCCAGCGGGUCUUACGGCAGUUUCACCGCAGUUAACUAUCAACAUGGAUGGAGCUGAUAUUGUGACCGCUAUAGUAUGGACCUGGACCGCAGCAUCGUUUCUGUUCUACCUUCCGUACGAGUUCAAUUUUGCGCAGGUUUUUGACGAGGUAUAUCCAUAUAAUGGUCAAUAUUGUAUGUUCUCGAAAGUGCUCUACCUUCAGUUCAUCAACUGUAUCAAGUGGAUCAAAUUAGUGCAUGGACUGAAGUCAACACCAUUUAGACCUGGUGGUCCAUUACCAGCCGACUUCCGCUUAGUGUUUAAGGAAGCUCGCAUUGAGCUUGAAGACGAUUUCUUUGAGAACUUGUUGCAGAUGAGUCACGAGCUCAAAGAAGACGAGGUUUAUGAGUGCGAGCGGAGACGGCAAAUGCUUAAAGACCGACUUCUUACCCUCCGUAAAGCAAAUCCUCUCAUACCGCUCCUCAAUUUUCAAGAGACCAGAAUCGAUGAGCUUUUCGCUAUGCUCCUGGAGAAGAACAGCGCUAUCUAUAUUGAACGUUGGAACAAAGCAGGAAAUGCAAAGAGGCCACUGUUUGUAUCGAAAUGGGUGGACUGGGAUUUACGCGCUUUUGCUGACGAAACAUUCCAUGGAACCGAUAAAUGCGUGGAUUUCAUUCACGAAUUCGAUCCAUUGAGUGCUUAUCCAGUCGGUGGACUGCAGUUUUCUACACUGUGGGGGCGAGCGGUUGAGCUUGACAUGGGAGAGUGGUGCGUAAAUUUCAAGGAUUAUCCCAUCCCAUAUUUGCUUGCAAAGGACAUGCAUUUCUUCGGUCUUCUUGUAGGCGCUGAAGAGAUUGAAGAAAGUGGUCGUUCAUUCCGUGAAUGUGAGAUACAUUUGCCGGCACCAUGGGAGACAUACACCGUGAGACGGAACAUGGCGCCAUUGAAGUUCUAUUAUGAUAUGCAGUGCGCAAGUAAUCAAAGGAAAUCCGCUGCAGAAAGCGCGGAUCUCUCUGCGACGUAUGGGCCGUGCUGGGAGCCGUGCUUGUCAAUGAUCAGUCUUAUGUGGAAUAAUAUAAGUGCUCCGUCGAAAGAUCCAUCAGUUCCGCUGCCUUUCUGGGAUAAAAUGCGCUUCCUACUUCAUGGGCGCUACUCGUGGCUGAGUUCAAAGGUCGUUACGACUAUGUUAGCAUCACCAGAUCCAUAUAACACAACAGAAACUGUGGAGAUGUGCUGGGACGACUUUGGACUCGACUGGGCGCUGGGUGAAAUACGCAUUCGAUCCGGUUUACGGGUAUUCAUGCGCACAGCAUCUCGGUACGAUGACUCUCGCAUCCUCUUCUUGCCCGAUCUUCGACUUCGUGUAGUAUUAGACUGGAUUUGCACUGGUGAUCCUCAUGAUCAUCAUGCAGUGACGCUCUGUGCGCCACAUCGUUUGCCACAUUCUUUCCUGGAUCACGAUUCGUUCCGUGCUUUUCGGUCUUCCUCACUCGAUCUGUCGUUCUCUUUUGACGUGGCCGCCGGUGCUGAAAAUGGUGAAACUGGAGAUCGUAUCCCACACGUUCUUCUCUAUGCAAAUACAUUUUCGUUGCAUCGAAUUUCUUCUCUGGCAAGAGGCACAGUUACCACCAGUGUGGCUUGUAGACAGGAACCACGCAUAGCCAGGUGGCUGUGCCCACCAUUAUUUGAGCAUGUGACUGGCUCUAGAGUGGCCAAGAAGAAUACGUUGACAAUGAAAAAUCGAAAUGUACGAAAGGGUCGGCUAUUUGGAACUCCGCCCUACCCCAAACCACAACUCGGAAAGCAUUUUCGGAACGUCCAGGUGUCGCUGAAUUUCCCACGAUUUUACAUAACAUAUUGGAUGUCUCAUUCGUCGGACUACGGUUUCCGUGUAAUAUCCGAUGGUCUUAAUUUGCUUGCCUCGAUGAAAUUAACGGUGCAGGCUGAAGCUGAAUCGGGAAUCACCCGUAGGCGCAGUUAUGUGUGGAUCCCUCAGCAUGUGUCGGCAACUCUUUGGGGGACUCAGGUGCACGUCUAUAGCAACGGUCACGCACCAUCCGCUGACGGACUGUCGUCCAGUGACGAAGAAACAUUCCUUUUGGGCUUGACUCGAGUAUCUUAUGUCCGAGAAAAUAACCGCGGACGAGAUGCACCUCAGCAUAGGCUCACGGUCCAUGACCUUAAGGCCUCAUGGACAGCACAGAAUCGCGACGCUUGCAUUUCAAUAGCAGACGGAGUACAUCGCGCCCACAUGCUCCGCAGAAUUCUUAGCAAUGACGCUUUGAAAAUUCUCAAGUUGCACAUGGAAGAAGAGGGUCAGUCUUCCUCUUCGGAUGCACCACAGCCUGAUGGUUCCACCUCCAAGGAUGAUCGUGGUCAUCGCCGUGGCUAUAGCAUGUCUGACCACAACCAGUCUCUGCUCAAUCAAUUGAUUGGAGAAGCCAGUACAAAGCUUGUGGCCCACUGUGAACAGGCCGGAGAUCUUCCGACAGAUUCAUUGCUUGGAGCCCUGCAAUGCACAAUGGACGACGUUCGCAGCAUUAAUUGGCAGAUCGAUCUGCUAAACAGUCAAGUUGUGCUGAAGGGAUGUGAACGGGCUGGAUUUCGUGCUACUAACAGCUGCACGGGCCAGCGUGACACAGAAGGAAAGAAGUCAUGGUCUUCCAUUAUAUCGGGUAUGCAGUACUUUGCGCCCAUUUCUAUUGUCAACGGGCGUACUGUUGAGUCGUUCAGAUGGCUCACAAGAGAGGUGAUUGAAGAGAAGACUCCGGCUGGUGUGAUGGGUGACCCGUAUCUGCACCCAUAUAUUGGUGCAGGGGAAGCCGUAGGUGGUGUGGUAGAAGCAGAAGAGAUGUCAGAAAAAGUUCAACUGCAACGAAUUGUCUCAAGAUGCAGUUGUGAGAUAUAUUUCUGUUACUUCUCUGAAGAACUCAAGACAAACGCGCUCGAGGAGUCCGGAGUUCCUAAGGUCGAACAAGAAAGUGCCAUUGGUGGUGACGAGACUGGCGUGGAUUGUUUCACUCUCAAGCACAACAUGUUGGAAGCGAGUAGUAAUUCGGAGCAGUAUGAAAUGAUGGUUGACAUUGUGAACAAUCUGGUACUCUUCAUUGAUCCGAAAAAGAAAGAGUUGGCUGAGCGUAGAAGGAAACUGCAGUUCGCAUGUCAGAUGAUGGAUAUGAAGGAAAUGAGGGAGAAAAUUGUAGAACAACAGUCUGAGCUUCGCGAAAUCGUCUCCGUAGUACGGUCACUAGAGCGACAACUAUUCUAUCUGGACACCCAGUCGAAUGGAAAUGUCGAUGAACAAAAGCGAAAAGAAAUUGUUGACGAGAUGGAGGAAAACAAAGCAAGACAGUUGGAAGUCUCCGAUAAAUUAUCGAUCUAUAUUAGUUGCUACAAACAGCAUCAAGUAGAAGCCGCACGUGCAACUGUCUGUAGCAAACUGGAGGAAGAAGAUAUGCUGGCAGCUGUGGCUCGACGGUUCGAGGCACGUCCU
This is a messenger RNA of Ostertagia ostertagi, 6015 nucleotides long. The record is from the annotation of a GenBank genome assembly. Lineage: Eukaryota; Metazoa; Nematoda; Chromadorea; Rhabditida; Trichostrongylidae.